Pterocles gutturalis (yellow-throated sandgrouse) is the source of this 1669-nucleotide messenger RNA. Its product is annotated as protein kinase C-binding protein NELL1-like. NCBI's taxonomy places the organism in Eukaryota, Metazoa, Chordata, Aves, Pterocliformes, Pteroclidae. The transcript is spliced from 15 exons. Gene Ontology annotation, molecular function: protein binding; calcium ion binding. The record is from RefSeq and is a predicted model, not a curated record. The annotation marks the transcript as partial.
AUGGGAGCGGGGGUGGCGCGGUGCUGGCUGGACCAUGCUCUUGGUGAGGCGUCACGUGGCUCCCUCCCAGCAUUGGGACCCCAGUUUGCGAGCCCAGAGGCAGAAGCACAGCCGUAUAGCAUUAUUAGCAAUAAUACAUCUCUGCCUUACACAGUGCAAGGACAGGUUUCCUCUGAUGUACGAUGGAGAGGUGGUAACGGAGUCAGUGAUACGGAAAGAGAAAUCCAUGCAGCACCCCAUGUGAGUGAGAAAUUAAUUCAGCUCUUCCGCAAUAAAAGUGAGUUCACGUUUCUGGCCACCCUGCAACAGAAGGCAUCAACUUCUGGAGUUAUACUGUCCAUCCGAGAGUUAGAGCACAGCUAUUUUGAACUGGAGAGCAGUGGCCUGCGGGAUGAGAUUAGAUAUCACUACAGGUUUAAUGGGAAGUCAAGAACAGAGGUGUUCCCGUACCGUCUGGCAGAUGGACAGUGGCAUAAGAUUGCUGUGUCACUUAGUGCGUCCCACCUUCUGCUCCAUGUGGACUGCAACAGGAUUUAUGAACGCAUCAUUGAUCCCCCAGAAACAAAUCUGACACCUGAAAGCAAUUUAUGGCUCGGGCAACGAAACAGGAAACAUGGCUUCUUUAAGGGUGUUAUUCAAGAUGUGAAAGUCAUCUUUAUACCUAACGGAUAUAUAACGCAGUGUCCUAAUCUGAAUCGCACAUGCCCGACCUGCAGUGAUUUCUUAAGCCUGGUGCAAGGAAUCAUGGAUUUGCAAGAACUCCUGGCAAAAAUGACUGCAAAAUUAAAUUAUGCAGAAACAAGACUGAGUCAAUUGGAAGACUGUCAUUGUGAGAAGACGUGUCAAGUAAAUGGAUUGAUCUAUAGAGACAAAGACUCAUGGGUUGAAGAUGAUCACUGCAGGAAUUGCACAUGCAAAAGUGGAGUUGUAGAGUGCCGAAGAAUGUCCUGUCCCCCUCUCGAUUGUCCUCCGGAUGCUCUCCCAGUGCAUGUGGAAAGCCAGUGCUGCAAAAUAUGCAAGGCAAAGUGUAUCUAUGGAGGCAAAGUGCUAGCAGAAGGUCAACGAGUAUUAACCAAGAGCUGUAGAGAAUGUCGAAAUGGAGUUUUAGUAAAAGUAACAGAGACUUGUCCGCCAUUGAACUGCUCAGAAAAAGAUCACGUUCUUCCAGAGAACCAAUGUUGCAGCGUUUGUAGAGGCCAUAACUUCUGUGCAGCGGGACACAGAUGUGGUGAAAAUUCAGAGUGCAAAAACUGGAACACAAAAGCUACUUGUGAGUGCAAGAAUGGUUAUCUCUCUGUCCAAGGGGACUCUGCAUAUUGUGAAGAUAUUGAUGAGUGCGCUGCCAAGAUGCAUUAUUGUCACGCCAAUACUGUGUGCGUUAACCUGCCUGGAUCCUAUCGUUGUGACUGUGUCAUGGGAUAUGUCCGUGUGGAUGAUUUCUCCUGUACAGAGCAUGAUGAGUGUGGCAGCGGACAGCAUAACUGUGAUGAGAAUGCGAUCUGUACAAACACUGUCAGGGGACAUAGCUGUACCUGCAAACCGGGAUACGUGGGGAAUGGGACCAUCUGCAGAGCAUUCUGUGAAGAAGGGUGCAGAUAUGGUGGAACUUGUGUAGCCCCUAACAAAUGUGUCUGUCCUUCUGGAUUCACAGGAAGUCAUUGUGAGAAAG